Messenger RNA from Pseudovirgaria hyperparasitica, 539 nucleotides. RefSeq names its product Zn-binding ribosomal protein. Gene Ontology annotation, biological process: translation. Gene Ontology annotation, cellular component: ribosome. The transcript is spliced from 2 exons. The coding region runs from base 198 to 377 and encodes 59 amino acids. Gene Ontology annotation, molecular function: structural constituent of ribosome. Lineage: Eukaryota; Fungi; Ascomycota; Dothideomycetes; Acrospermales; Acrospermaceae. The record is from RefSeq and is a predicted model, not a curated record.
AUCCAACCCGUAGACUUCGUCGAGAACCCAACGCAACCUACGGCACCAUGACAAAACGCACAAAGAAGGUCGGUGUUACUGGCAAGUACGGCACUAGGUAUGUCGAAUUGCGACCCCAUCCUCGACGUUGACCUUCCAAGUUCGAGCAUGAGACCUGGGAAAUCGUAAUCCAAUAUGCUUGGUGAAUUUGACUAAUUAUGGUGUCAAGAUAUGGUGCUUCGCUCCGUAAGCAAGUCAAGAAGAUGGAAAUAUCGCAACACGCACGAUACACCUGCACAUUCUGCGGAAAGACCACAGUCAAACGACACUCCGUCGGUAUUUGGAACUGCAAGGCGUGCGGCAAGACAAUCGCAGGAGGAGCCUGGAACGUAUCGUAAGUCCCCUCGAGGGGAGAUUGCCACCGCGAGACUACUCUAGAAACCUGGACUUGAACUGACACCACAUCCUACAUUCAGGACCGCAGCCGCUGCUGCUACGCGAUCAACGAUUCGACGUCUGAGAGAAAUUGCGGAGGUUUAAGGGGAUUGUUUGUUGUGUGU